AAUCGUAUUGGCGGGAGCCAACAGAACACCUUAUCCACCACCAGUUUCAGCGCCAGCAUGGCAAUAUCCAAACCAUAUCAACGCAAUUUUCCCACCACAGAUACAGAGAGUGAGAGACCAAACCACCACCUGCUGCAGGGUAAAAGAACCCAGCAAAGGAACGGAGAAAAGCUAGCAGCUGGAGAGGAAGGAGUUGGCGAGAGCGAGAGAAUGCGAAGCGUGGCGGUCUCAGAAGGGCGUUUCAUCCCCCCACAUUGUUCAUUGCCGCCAUCGCCAUGUCUUCUCAACGGCAAGCCUCUCAAGUCCCGCUUGCUCCCUCUCAGUCCCAUGAACACUACUCCUUCCUCAUCCUCCCGCCUUCUCUCCAGGUGUUCGAGAAAAGGGCUCACUGAGCCGUUUCAGGAAGUACUUCGAGGGAUGCUUCCCGGUGUGUAUGACAACGAUUCUCACGAUUCUGUAACCCUGCUCUUCUCUCUCUCUCUCCUUUCACUGUGAAGGUUCGUGAGUUAGGUGGUAGUCAUUCGUUUAUGGGGAUAUGUUGCAAUUGGUCACAGGGAGUUGGUGAUGGCGCCAACAACAGCCGGGCGCCGGGAGAACUGGUUCGGAUUAUGGACGGCAAUGGGAAGAUAAAUUCAUUUCAAGAAAUUGGCGCUGUGGAAGCUGCUACAUUACACGAGGGCGUAAUGAAACUAUUUGUGUUCCUCUCUGGGUGUCUAGUGCUCCAGGGCUCUGAUCCAGCGGCUGCUGUUGCAAUGGAGCUCUCAAACAGUGGGUUGCAAUCCAUUCCUUAUCUUGGAGACCUUGGUGACAUUCGCACAGGUUUCGCCUCAGCAUUCUUGCUGAUAUUUUUCUCGGAGUUGGGUGACAAAACUUUUUUCAUUGCGGCACUUUUAGCGGCUAGGAAUUCUGCCGCCAUUGUCUUCACAGGGACCUUUGGCGCCCUUGGUGUAAUGACUGUCAUAUCCGUGUUACUUGGAAGAACUUUCCAUUAUGUGGAUGAGAUCCUUCCGUUCAGUGUCGGUGGUACUGAUUUGCCUAUUGAUGAUAUUGCUGCAGUUUGCCUUUUGGUGCUUGUCAUUGAAGUAAACAACACUUUCCCUGCUAACUUGAGUAUAUUUCAGGUCUAUUUCGGGAUAUCAACAUUAAUUGAUGCCUCUUCAAGCGAUAGCCCAAAAGCAGAAGAUGAACAAAAGGAAGCGGAGCUAGCAGUUUCAGAGUUCUCCGGAAAUGGUGCAGGCAUUUUAUCCGCUGCUAACACCAUUGUCAGCACAUUUGCUUUGGUUUUUGUUGCUGAAUGGGGUGACAAAUCAUUUUUCUCUACAAUUGCACUUGCUGCUGCAUCUUCCCCUCUUGGUGUCAUUGCUGGAGCUCUGGCUGGUCAUGGUGUUGCAACCUUGAUUGCUGUCUUGGGAGGUUCUUUACUGGGAACAUUCCUAUCAGAGAAGGUACAGAAACUCUUGAAACCUCUCCAACUUUGUUUGAUCUGCAUAUCUUGAAAUAAAAUGCCUGUUUCAUAACUUGGAAUUUCAUUAUGUACUAAAAGUGAAAACCCAUAAUAUGCUAAUGACAUUUUGACGAGUGACAUGUGAUCCUCUUCCUGGUCCCCAAAAAAGAGUUCCUGACUGAAAGACUCAAAGGUGCCAUCAGCAUCUUAACUCUCAACCAUUCAAGUUGUCACCCAACCCUCAUCAGUCUUUUGCCCUUUGAAUACUGAUUUUCCAUUAUACCGAAAGAAAAAGACAAUCCUAGAUGAAGACCAAUAACCAGAGUUAUUGUGAGUGGAAGAACCAUGAACCAAGUACAAAGAACCCAACCACAAAAUGUCUUGUCUCUAGUACUCUCUUCUUUUUUCUACCACCAACCCUAUAAUGUUUGAAAACUCUGAUCACCUUACGACAGGCUGAAUUCCGAGCAGCAUAUAAUAACAUACGCUGCUGGGCUGGAAUAUAUGUUGUAGAUCUUUUACACUUCUCAUAAUCUGCAACAAUUACACGUGCUUGUACAGAAUCAGCUUCUUAUUCAACUUCCGCCAUUAUAUUAUGAUGGACUGAGGAAAAAGGAGAAGGACACAAAUUCUUUUUUGGUGCUUUUGGACAGGUCAUAGCAUACAUUGGUGGGAUUCUUUUCCUUGUCUUCGCCGCCAUGACACUGAUCGAGAUUGUGAGUUGAAAAGGCGCAACUAUGACAGGCAUGGUGUUGCUAUUGCCCCCAUUCUUCAGUUUUUGUAGGCAUUAGAAUGUCUCAGGUACAGCCAUGCUCCAGUUAGCACAAAGCAUAAAGGAGUUUGAUUUGUUUGGAUUUGUUAUCAUCAUUGUAUCAAUCAAACUAACAUUUGUUUAGUAAAUAGAACUUGCACGCUGUCCUCUAUGUAAAUUUCAAGCAGCUCGAUUCAUCUGCCUGGGACUUUUGAUUUGUCUAGUUUUAAUGUAAAAUUGGUAAGAAAGUACAGGUAUUUUUGGCCUUUUGGUUUGUCUAUGUGGGAAGCUUAGCUCGAAGUAGGGAUUUUUUAUUUGAUAACCCAGAACAU
Messenger RNA from Linum tenue, 2527 nucleotides. The record is from the annotation of a GenBank genome assembly. NCBI's taxonomy places the organism in Eukaryota, Viridiplantae, Streptophyta, Magnoliopsida, Malpighiales, Linaceae.